CAACGGAUCUAGUAUGAUAUGACGUGAAGUGACAUUUGAGUUGUGAAAUCCUUUAGAUUAUGUGUCAUCUAAAUUUCGACGUAAUUGACUUUUAUAUCCUACCGCAUCGGGAAACUUUUGCGGGUUUCUAUCAUUUAUACAAUUUUUAACGCGUCAUAUGUUUCACCGGCAAAAUGUUUUGUAUUAAUUUUCGUCGAAACGUCGAGUCAGCGUUCGGUAAAUUCACACCGAAAAGACCGUUUAAUAUGUGUGGCUUAAAAUACAUACGAGAACCAUUGAAUCCGUUGAAACGAUGUCCACGAUGGGUUUGUGUAGAAGAUGCGGUAAAAAUCAUAAAUUCAGAGCACUUGGUUUUUAUACAAGGAGGCGCAGCAACGCCUCUAGAAUUAAUCCGUGCUAUGACCGAACAUGGUGUUUGCAAUAAUCUCCGCGGAGUAAGAUUGCUCCAUAUGGCUCUUGAAGGAGACGCGCCUUUCGCAAGUCCUGAAUUUCAGAAGCACUUCAGGUCCGUAAGUUUUUACAUUGGAGCUAAUCUCCGUGAAGCUGUUAAUGAGGGUAGAGCAGAUUACAUACCAAUUUUUCAUCACGAAGUGCCCAAGCUUUUUUAUGAAAGAAGAAUCAUCCCUGAUGUCGCUCUGAUUCACGUCAGUGUACCAGACGCACGUGGCUUUUGUUCCCUAGGCGUAAGCGUAGAUUGCACGCGUGCUGCGCUGAGUUCGGCAAAAGUUAUCGUUGCUCAAGUCAACGAGCACAUGCCAAGAGCGUUUGGGGAUACGGUCAUUCAUUCCAGCCACAUCGAUUGGGCCGUGAAGUACGAUUGUCCCUUGCCAUGCGUAGCCAGUACUCCCCCAAAUGAAAUCGAACUGGAAAUUGGCAAGAUUAUAGCACAAAGGCUAGUAGACGACGGAGCGACCUUGCAACUCGGUAUAGGCAAUAUACCUGACGCUGUUCUCUGUUCCCUCGGCAAUCACAAAGAUCUAGGUGUUCAUACUGAGAUAAUGGGUGACACGAUGGUGGAUCUAGCCGAGCGCGGAAACAUCUCGAAUAAAAUGAAAGUUAAACAUAGGGGUCGUAUGGUCGCGUCCAUGGCGAUUGGUACCAAAAGGGUAUACGACUUUUUACACAAUAAUCCAUUUGUAGAAAUGCUUACGGUGAACUACGUGAGCGAUCCUCGAGUAAUAUCGCAACAACCGAAAAUGACUACUAUUAAUCCCUGCAUAGAAAUGGAUCUUACUGGUCAGGUAUGUUCAGACAGUUUAGGCUGUAAAAUGUACUCAGGUUUCGGCGGACAGCUCGACUUCACACGUGGUGCUGCGAUGGGCCAAGACGGCCGAGGGAAAGCUAUAAUCGCGUUUCCCUCGGUUACUAGCAAGGGAGAGAGUAAAAUCCAACCUGUACUUAAAGUUGGUGGUGGAGUUGUAGUAACCAGAGCCCACGCGCAUUACAUAGUUACAGAGCAUGGAAUAGCUCAACUCUUCGGUAAAACGUUGCGUCAAAGAGCGAACGCGUUAAUUCAAAUCGCUCAUCCCGAUCAUAGAGAAUGCCUCGAGAAGGCUGCAUUCGAAAGACUCAAAGCUAAUCCAACCAAAUAUUUGUAA
Hylaeus anthracinus is the source of this 1598-nucleotide messenger RNA. Its product is annotated as 4-hydroxybutyrate coenzyme A transferase-like. The transcript has 6 exons. The record is from RefSeq and is a predicted model, not a curated record. Bases 174 to 1598 code for a protein of 474 amino acids. NCBI's taxonomy places the organism in Eukaryota, Metazoa, Arthropoda, Insecta, Hymenoptera, Colletidae. Gene Ontology annotation, molecular function: acetate CoA-transferase activity. Gene Ontology annotation, biological process: acetate metabolic process. Gene Ontology annotation, cellular component: mitochondrion.